Molecule: messenger RNA, 948 nt
Organism: Chanos chanos (milkfish)
Lineage: Eukaryota; Metazoa; Chordata; Actinopteri; Gonorynchiformes; Chanidae
Product: V-set and transmembrane domain-containing protein 2-like protein
Exons: 4
Coding region: 1-948 (315 amino acids)
Cellular component (GO): membrane
Source: RefSeq, a predicted model, not a curated record
AUGGGAGCAUUUGGAGUGAUACUAGGGAUUUCACAUUAUGUGGGACUUUAUAUCCAACUAAGCGCCGCUUUCCAACCCGGAGCAAACAUCGAGGUGGACAACCACAUCUCUGGCAACGCUCUGUUCACCGAGGUACCCCAUGACAUAGUAACACAGAGUGGGCAGGAUGUUGAGAUGGCCUGCUCCUUCAGGGGGGCCGGCUCUCCCUCCGUCUCCUUGGAGAUCCAGUGGUGGUACAUCCGUAACCACAGGGAGUGGGCGGAGAAACCUGCCUGGACAACCAACCAGGUGGUUCCAGGAGAGGAAAGGACAAAAGAUGCCACAAAAAUAAGUGUCGUGAAGGUCGCCGGCAGUAACAUCUCUCAUAAGCUGCGUCUAUCCAGUGUGAAGCCUUCUGACGAGGGGACCUACGAGUGUAGAGUUAUCGACUUCAGUGACAGCCACGCCCAGCACCACAGGGUCCAUGCCUUCCUGCAGGUACAGCCUCCUGGUGAAGGGAUCGCCCACCUGAGCCAGGAUGCACAACUGCACAAGGGGGACCAUCAACAGCUGCAUGAGGGGGACCAGCUCCAUAAAGCAGACCAGAAGCUGGGUCGUGGGAACCAUCAGCUCCAUAAUGAAGAUCAUCAGCUUAGUGAAGGUGAUCGACUUAAUUAUGGGGAACAGAAUCAGCAUCGCGGGGACCAUCACCUGCACAGAGGAGACUACCAGAAGAUCCAUCAGGGGGAACAGAAUCCUGAGGGAAACCAAAAGCUGUAUGAGGAGGACCACCAUCAGCUGCAUGAGGGGGACCACCAUCAGCUACACGAGGGGGACCAUCAGCUUCACAAGCAGACAGAGGAGCACAAGAAACGGCCAGCACACAUCCACCAAUCAGAGGACAAAGACCUCAAGAGACUCCCCACAGAGAAACACACUGACUGCACUGCUAAUGACUGUGUUCUCUAG